Melospiza melodia melodia is the source of this 2750-nucleotide messenger RNA. RefSeq names its product homeobox A3 (gene HOXA3). Gene Ontology annotation, cellular component: nucleus. Gene Ontology annotation, molecular function: RNA polymerase II cis-regulatory region sequence-specific DNA binding; DNA-binding transcription factor activity, RNA polymerase II-specific. Gene Ontology annotation, biological process: anterior/posterior pattern specification; embryonic skeletal system morphogenesis; regulation of transcription by RNA polymerase II. The record is from RefSeq and is a predicted model, not a curated record. The transcript has 4 exons. Lineage: Eukaryota; Metazoa; Chordata; Aves; Passeriformes; Passerellidae. The coding region runs from base 609 to 1850 and encodes 413 amino acids.
UGGCAGACAGCCGAAGCUCCAAUAAUAUUUUGCCUUCCAAGUAAAGUUGCCUAUUGUCUGCAGGCCGGCAGCUAUGGGAGCAGAGCACCCCGCGCCCUCGCUCCGCGCUGCCCGUCCUGCCAGCGCCACAAAACUUCGCAGCGGCCGAAGGAAGGUGAAAUAUUUGGUGUCGCGGUCAUGAAAGGCGGGUGCCUUUGUGAAAUCACCGCUGGCUGAUUGUUUCCUCCUUCUCCUCUGGUAGCGGUGUCUAUGGUCUCUCUUUCAAAGGAAUUGAGAAAAAUCACACCAGGCCUCGAUAGCACAGGCAAGGAGAGGCGAGGAGCUGGAAAUUGUCCAAGUGACCCUCAUACAUCAAAUUACAUAGCAGUUUCCAAGACAGAACCUAUUAUCGCUAAGUUGGAAGGAAAGUUCAAGCCGUGGUCAUGGAGAUGAACGCUGGUUUUUCAGGUUUCUGGUGUGUUUUUUUCGCCCAAUCCAUCAUGUUUUAACAGGUCUGCCCGGAGAGGCCAUUGGAGGAAGAGCGCCACGUGACAGAGGGGUGCCAAUGUUAUUCUCCAAGGGUGUCAAGACCCUGUCAGUUUGCGAAAUAAAUAUUGGGAAACAACGAAAUGCAAAAAGCGACCUACUACGACAGCUCUGCAAUCUAUGGUGCCUACCCCUACCAAGGAGCAAAUGGUUUCACUUAUAAUGCGAGUCAGCAGCAAUAUCCUCCAUCUUCAUCACUUGUGGAAACUGAGUACCACCGCCCCGCGUGCUCCCUCCAGUCCCCCGGCAGCUCUGUGUCCCACCACAAGGCCAAUGACAUCAGUGAGAGUUGCAUGAGGACCCUCCCCAGCCAGACUCUCCAGCCCCCCAGCCUCGCUGACCCACAGGCUCCACCGCAGCCGCCUCCAGCCCAGCAGUCACAGCCUCCACCUCCGACCUCCACCUCACCAUCUCAAAAUGCCAGCAGCAACCCUGCCCCGGCCAACCCCACCAAGAGCCCAGCUCUUAACUCACCCACCGUUUCCAAACAGAUAUUCCCAUGGAUGAAAGAGUCUCGGCAAAACACAAAGCAGAAAAACAGCAGUUCCAGUUCAGGUGAGAGUUGUGCUGGUGAUAAAAGCCCUCCAGGGCAAGCCUCCUCUAAGCGAGCCCGUACAGCUUACACAAGUGCCCAGCUGGUAGAACUGGAAAAGGAGUUCCACUUCAAUAGGUACCUUUGCAGGCCACGAAGGGUAGAAAUGGCUAAUUUGCUCAAUCUCACAGAAAGACAGAUCAAAAUCUGGUUUCAAAACCGCAGAAUGAAAUACAAAAAGGAUCAAAAGGGAAAGGGUAUGAUGACCUCUUCAGGAGGACAGUCCCCAAGCAGAAGCCCCGUCCCUCCAGCUGCUGGGGGAUACCUAAACUCUAUGCAUUCUUUAGUAAACAGUGUCCCCUAUGAAUCCCAGUCGCCUCCACCAUUUAACAAGCCUCAUCAAAACACCUAUGGCAUCCCUGCAUCGUAUACUGCUCCUCUUAAUAAUUGCCCACCUCCUCAAAAGAGAUACACGGGGACAGCAGCUGUGACGCCUGAAUAUGAUACUCAUCCUCUUCAAGGCAACGGUUAUGGGAAUCCACACAUACAGGGAAGCCCCGUCUAUGUAGGGGGCAACUACGUGGAGACCAUGACCAAUUCUGGGCCUUCCAUCUUUGGUCUAACUCAUCUCCCUCAUCCUCCCUCUGCCAACAUGGACUACAGCGGGGCUGGGCCAAUGGCCAACAAUCACCACCAUGGACCUUGUGAUCCACAUCCAACAUACACAGACCUUACCGCUCACCAUCCUUCUCAGGGAAGAAUUCAGGAAGCGCCCAAACUCACUCAUCUGUAAGAGACAGGAGUCACUAAGAGGAACAGCAAGCCCCCGAGUUUUGGAAAGUACUCAUCCCUUCCCUUCUCUCUCCUCCCCCCCAACAUGUGCCCUCCCCUUCCCUUCUCGUUUCUUUUGUUCGUUUUGGUUUGUUUUGUUUCCUUUCGUAAAAGCGUUUUCUAGUUUAUGUGACGUAGCAAUAUUUGUUGCUUGAAUUGCUCUAUAGUUUCACUAGUGGAUAUUUAUCUUCUUGAACUGUAGCCUUGUGUCUCACUUUGGGAGUAUGCAGAGGCUUUAUACUUUACCUUCUACACUUUUAUCAAAACAGGGUAUAUGAACAAAUUUUCUAUAAAAGGAAUUCUUAAAUGUGAAUUUGUUCGUACAUGAUUGAUCCCACGGGGAAGCAAUUUUUUUUAUUGCACUUCUUUUAAAUAGCAAGAAAGACAUCAAAAGCGCUUGGACAGGGACUUCCUGGACAAUUAUUGAUACGUGUAAGUCUUUCAAUGUGUGUAUGCUGGUGAACAUUCAGAUUUAUUUAUAUUUUUUUUUUCGCAAACAUUGAAUAAUCUAAGUGUUUAAAAUUUUAUUUAUCCCCAUUUGUUCAUAUUUAUAUAUAUAUAAAAAAAUCUGUACCCUGAGUAUUCAGGAGGCCAUAUAUUAGAUGGCAUAUCGGCACGUGUUAGAAAUAUCAUUUGAAAGGAAACUAUUAACUCCUUUUAUUAAAAAUAGUGAUAAUAAUGAUGAUGACGAUGCAAUAAAAUCUGGGAAAAAAGAUCGCGGUUUGAAUACUUUACGCUUGUAACAUCCAGCUAGGUAAAAAGUGUGUGAAGCUGAAAAGGCUAGAUUUGUUUUGAAAGUUAUACAUUCCUUGCUGCUCACGUUCUGGAAAAAAAAAAUAAAGUUUUUAUUCUGAAUAAUAAA